AUGACCCCCAGAGACCGUCCACAGUUCGUCCUGCAGGCCACAGUGCGAAGCUCUGGUACUGCCCGGCCUCCUGGGCCCCCAUGCUACUCCCUGCCCAGGAACCCCAUGCUGCCUACCCGGGGGACUGUGAUGGUUAGCAGGGAGGACUACCUUUUUUCUGGCUUCCCACAGCGGCCAUUUGAACUCACCUCCGGGAGAGUCAAGGGCAGGAACCCGUUAGAAGUGAUCACGGGGACACCCCAGACUCAGGCCAGCUCUCUCCUGAGUGACCCCAUGGAGGAGAGGAAUGGCACCAACUCCACCAGGUUCCUGCGGCUGCUGGAGGGGACAAGUGCUGCCUGGUACAUCCUCACCAUCGUCGGCAUCUAUGGGGUGAUCAUCUUCUUCCGGUUAGCCAGCAACAUCCUCAAGAAGAAUGAUAAGUCCUUUGAAGAUAUUUAUUAUUCAAAUUUGACGUAUGAGCUCAAAAAGAAAACGUUCGAGAGCAAGGUGGCCAAAUGUUCCUCGCUGACCCUUAGCAACACAGAUGUCCUGCAGCCCGGCCAGGCCAGCCUAGGGUCAAAGUGUGCAAAGAGUGGCCCUCAAAUUGGAACCCAGGGAAUCCACUGA
Marmota flaviventris (yellow-bellied marmot) is the source of this 609-nucleotide messenger RNA. The record is from RefSeq and is a predicted model, not a curated record. NCBI's taxonomy places the organism in Eukaryota, Metazoa, Chordata, Mammalia, Rodentia, Sciuridae.